UUCAAGCUGUCAGGGAAGCAGGCUAUAAAGCAGAAAGGGACGGGACUCUGAGGAGGCUGUUGGUGCUGAGGACGGACAUACGGUGCUGUUGUGCUGCCUUCGGAAAACCUCUGUCUGACUCAAACUUGGAUGAUUCAAAACAGGAGACUUUCAAACUUCUGACAGCAAACAUUUGGAUUUAAGGUGGAAACUUACAUUUUUUGUUAGGGCGUGUAAUUAGUCGAUUUAAAUCGUCAGUGGCCUCAUAAACUACGCCAUAUAGGAAGUUUGAAGGAAGUAUUUUGCGGAGAGACGAGAGGGACGUUUGGGAUGCUGGUUCCCCGCGCGCUCCGUUCCUUGCUGUGCGUGCUGAGCUGCGCGUGGCUGCACGCUGGAGCGGCCUCGCGGCUCAAGUCUCCCGCUCUGCCCAUCCAGUCAGAGAGAGAGCCGCUGCCCUCCAAAGGCUUGUCAGGAUGCUCAUUUGGAGGCCGAUUCUAUUCUCUGGAGGACACAUGGCACCCAGAUCUCGGGGAGCCCUUCGGUGUCAUGCACUGUGUCCAGUGCCACUGCGAACCCCAAAAGAGCCGUCGUGGCAAGGUGUUUGGGAAAGUAAACUGUAAGAAUAUCAAACAGGACUGUCCAGACCUGGACUGUGACGAUCCCAUCCUGCUCCCAGGGCACUGCUGUAAAACCUGUCCCAAAGGUGUUGAUGACAAGAAACAGACAGACUCAGUGCUGGACAGCUUUGAGUAUUUCCUUGAGAAGGGCAAGGAAAAGGAGGAUGACCUCCACAAAUCUUACAACGACCGAUCCUACCUGAGCUCUGAGGAGGUGGGCCCUGGGGAGAGCCGCACUGAUUUUGUAGCAGUGCUGACAGGAGUGGCAGACUCAUGGCUUCCCAGUUCCAGUGGUGUUGCCAGAGCUCGAUUCUCUCUGAGCAGAACUAGCCUGGCCUUCUCCAUCACAUACCAGAGAAUGGACCGCCCCAGUAAAAUAAUCUUCCUUGAUUCAGAUGGAACCUCUGCUUUUGAGUAUCGAGUUCCCAAAGGACAGUCAGACAUGAUCUGUGGUGUAUGGAAGAACCUGGCGAAGCCUCUGAUACGACAGCUGCAGUCUGAGCAGAUGCGUAUCAGCAUGUCCACAUCGACAGGCAGACGAGAAGAAGUGGAGGGGAAGAUCAUCAAACACAGGGCGCUGUUUGCUGAGACAUUCAGUUCAACACUGACAUCGGAGGAGGAGAAUUCAGGCAUGGGAGGCAUCGCCAUGUUGACGCUGAGUGACACAGAGAACAAUCUCCACUUCAUCCUCAUCCUGCAAGGCCUGAUCAAACACAAAGACAAAGAGCCUGUUGUGGUGCCCAUCAGAGUCCAGCUUAUGUACCGCCAGCACAUCCUGAGAGAGAUCAGAGCCAACAUCACCUCUCAUGAUCCGGACUUUGCGGAGGUGCUGACAGACCUGAAUAGCCGUGAGCUGUUUUGGUUAUCACGUGGUCAGCUGGAGAUCGCCGUGGCAACAGAGGGUCAGGAUCCUCGGCAAAUCUCUGGCUUCAUCACCGGCAGGAAAUCUUGUGACACUAUUCAGAGUGUGAUGUCAAGCGGCGAUGCAUUGACACCGGGGAAGACAGGAGGCGUAGGAUCCGCUAUCUUCACCCUCCAUGAUAACGGCACACUCGACUACCAGGUUCAGGUCGCAGGUCUCACCAGUGACUUUGUUGGCCUCACUAUUGAGCUGAAGCCGCGGCGGCGAAACAAGCGAUCUGUGUUGUAUGACCUGACGCCCGAGUACAACAAGGCCACAGGCCAGGCGCAGGGCAGCUGGAGUCGUCUGGAGGCUCGACACAUCCACAUGCUGCUGCAGAACGAGCUGUUCAUCAAUGUGGCCACAGCACACAAUCAGGAGGGGGAGCUGAGGGGGCAGAUUAAGGCCCUGUUCUACAACGGCCUGGAGGCACCCAGACACGAAUUGCCCGUUCCUCUGGCCGGCCACUUUGUGUCUCCACCAGUAAGAACUGGUGCCUCUGGCCAUGCUUGGGUGUCAGUGGACAAACUGUGUCACCUGCAUUAUGAGAUCAUUGUUGCAGGCCUCAGCAAGGCCGACGACCUCACCGUGAACGCCCACCUCCACGGGCUGGCUGAGAUUGGAGAAAUAGAUGACAGCAGCACCACUCACAAGAGGCUGCUGACAGGCUUCUACGGCUCUCAGGCCCAGGGAGUGUUGAAGGACAUCAGUGUUGAAUUACUGCGACACCUGGACCAAGGAACAGCCUUCAUCCAGGUCAGCACCAAGACGAACCCCCGAGGAGAAAUACGAGGACGGGUCCACGUGCCAAAUAACUGUGAAUUCGGGACGAUGGGGGAGGUGGAAGAAGCUGAGUUUGAUGACCUCUUUGUGAAGGACCCUGAGGAGCUUAAGAAAGACCCCCUGACUUGCUUCUUUGAGAACCAGCACCAUGCUCACGGCUCCCGCUGGACUCCCAACUAUGACAAGUGUUUCUCCUGCAGCUGCCAGAAGCGAACUGUGAUCUGUGACCCAGUCAUUUGUCCUGUGUUGACCUGCUCCCGAACCAUUCAGCCUGAGGACCAGUGCUGCCCAAUCUGUGAUGAGAGGAGGGAGCCCAAGGACAUGAAAGCUCCAGAGAGGGUGGAUGAACAUCUUGAAGGUUGUUACUUUGAAGGAGACCAGAAGAUGCAUGCUCCAGGAACCACAUGGCAUCCCUUUGUACCUCCCUUUGGCUACAUUAAAUGUGCUGUCUGCACUUGCAAGGGAUCUUCAGGGGAGGUACACUGUGAGAAGGUGACGUGUCCGGUGUUGACCUGCAGCCAUCCCAUAAGACGUAAUCCCUCCGACUGCUGUAAGGAGUGUCCAGAGGAGGAGAGGACUACUGCAGGCCUGGAGCACAGCGACAUGAUGCAAGCAGAUGGCCCGAGGCACUGCAAAUUUGGCAAGAACUAUUACCAGAACAGUGACAACUGGCAUCCCUGGGUACCUCUGGUGGGGGAGAUGAAAUGCAUCAACUGCUGGUGUGAUAAUGGUGUGACUAAAUGUCAGAGGAAGCAAUGUCCAGGACUGACCUGCACCAACAUCAGUCGCAGAGAGGGCACAUGUUGUCCUGAAUGCCUUGAUUCCAAAGAGGAAGGGGACCUGUUGAUGAAAACGCCAGAUAAAAGGCAAACCUUGAGACACUGAUCUGCGAGGAGCCACACAAACAACAAACCCUCGUCUACCCAUUGAAGUCAUCCCGCCCCUGAUGGACCCAAACCCAGAGCUGCACAAUGGGUCUGCCCACCUACCCUCCCUCUUCACCUAACACCCACCCUGGUAUCAGCUUUAGGAUUGUAAUGAACAGAGGAGAGCAGAGACAGCGGAAUUAUAAAAUGAAAACAAAAAUUUUCCAGAGACUCGUUAAGUGAAGGAAUGAAGCUAUGAAGAGGACCAACCAGACUUUACAAACCUGCUGCCUUCUGCUUCCUGCCUUCUGUUUUCGCUGGAAUUUCUUUUUUGCUCUCUUUUUUCAAUAACAGGACAGAACGUGCAGAUGUACAAAUAUAACACAUUCGAUUGGAUUCCGUUGGUCCAACUUUGCUUUGAGUGCCAAACUUUGGAAAGGUCUUGCAAGUUGUAUUUUUUUUUUUGACAGAGCUUCUUUUUGAAGUACAGCCAUAGCUACUGCAGCUCUCCCUUCUCUCACUGGAUAGAGAGGAGAGUGUUGCUUGUGAAUAUGUAUGCAUGUGAAUGUGGCUUUGUGUGAGUGUGUGUGUGUGAGUGUGUGUGUUCUUUUUUUAAAACCUGUAAAGAAUACAACUAAUCAGCAAUACUGAAACAGUAAAAAUCCUGGGUGGCAAGACAAGGUUUAAAAAAAAAAGAAAAACUUUGUGAAAACCUGGAAAAAUGUCAUUCACUGCCUCUUAAGCCAGUCGGCAUCUUUUAUUUGUUGUAAGAUUACAAUUUCCACUCAGUAUCAAUCAUGUAGGCAUCAGGAUCAGCGCUACGCCACUGAAAGAGAUGCUUGGAAUGGCUGAAUGUUAUUAAUAUAUAGACAAACAUGAUCUCAUUGCUUCUCUGCUUCAGUUGUUCCUAUUUCUGUUUCGAGUUAAGUAAUAUUUUAUGAAUUUUCUAUUGUUGUUUCUGAAUAUGAAGCUGGUUUGUAUUUUGUAUUUAUUGAAUGGUGUGGAGACAAAAUAAAAAAGAUGUUGGUUAAA
Molecule: messenger RNA, 4178 nt
Organism: Scatophagus argus
Lineage: Eukaryota; Metazoa; Chordata; Actinopteri; Scatophagidae
Gene: chrd
Product: chordin
Exons: 21
Coding region: 310-3165 (951 amino acids)
Biological process (GO): multicellular organism development
Molecular function (GO): protein binding
Source: RefSeq, a predicted model, not a curated record